CAACAAGAUCAAGAGACCACGGGUCAUCUCCACCAGCAUCUCUCGUGUCAAAUGGUCUCCAUUAUCCUUGUCGGAUAGAUCCUUGAAUAUAUCCAUUCGAUAGAAGUUCUCCCCCAUUGCUGACGGGACCUCGCCUCCCAUUCCGUCACUCUCGAUACGACUAAACAGAUACCACCAUACCUCGCAAUAUGCCAUCUUCUUCCACAGCGCGCUCGCGGUCGCCCUCACCGUCGCCCUCGAAACUCCCGCCAAUUCCCGGCUCCCCAACUUACUCUUAUGCCUCGACAUCUCUCCCUGUACCCAGCGCCUUCAACCUGCCCCUACCUCCCAAACCGCACCCGCCGCACGCCGUGCUUACAAAAUCCGACCUCGAGCUCUCACAGUCCGCAUAUACAGACCUAGUAUCCUCCGCCAAAGCAUACCGCCUGGCCUUAUCUGCGCUCUCUGUCUCUGCGUCCAAUUUUGGAAGUUCUUUAGAAGCAUGUGCGCGCUUAAAAGAAGCGCGAUCCGACGCAAUAAGCCCGGGGAAUGGGAUGGGAAGCAUGACUAAUAGCUGGAUUGCACAGGGAAACUGUACGGCGGACAGUUUGUUGGCAGCCAGCGGGGUGCAUCAGUUGAUUGCGAAUCAUCAGCAGAUUCUAUCGGAAAUGGUAUAUCGCUCUUUCGAAGUGCCCUUGUUGCACGAAUUGGAUUCCUGGACCCGGAAAAUCGAGGAAGAGGAAGUUACGUAUCAAAAUUCCGCGAAGGCUCUGAGUAAGGAAAUAAGAAAGAUGGAGAAGGAUGGUAUGAAGGUAUACAAGUCUAGGAAGAGGGAUGUAAAGCGUUUCAGAGAGCAUUUGGUGCAGUUGACGGAGAAACUGGAUGGGCUUACAAGCCUGCAUGGUGGGCAUGCGAGAGGCUUAUUGAGGGAUUGUCAGGAGACGAGCGGUCGGAUCGUGGAGUGCAGUGCGGGACUUGUGAGAGCGGAAAUGGACAUUUUCGAAGCGCUGGCCAGGAAAGGUUGGAAUGGGGGUGGGCUAGAUGAGCUAUUGGAGAAAGGGAAGGAUCUUUUCGCAAAUGAUGACCCGCCGAGUUCACAUACCACUAAUAACCAAAUAUUCUCGAUUCUCCCGCAGAAAAGUAUCCUAGCCGACACAGCAAGUUCACAGGAGGGGCCAGCGGAAGCACAGGGAGCGGCGGACUCACCGGUGGGACAUAAGAGGAGCGAUAGCCUUCUCGUCGACGGGCUCCACUAUCAGAGCCUUGCUGGUGCAGUCUCCGGCACAGGCGCUGAUGUCGACGUAGCAUCCAUUUUCUCUGAACGAGACACAGGUUCAUCGGCCGGUAUCCUGAAUCGAAGUCGCGGCAUCAGGCCAUUUAGUCCUCCGCCGGCAGACAGGGUUCCAGAUCCGGGGCCGCUAGAUGUGGAUACGGAUGAGAGUCAGAGUACAAGAACGAUUGUGAAUACUUCCAACACGGAGACUGAACAAGGGGAGGACGCCGCGGCUUGGGGGAAGGGCAAGGAGGUUGGCGAUGAGAAUAGAGAUGAGAGGAAUCGCGAUCCUCCCCGGGAUAGGGAGGGAGACCGGAGUGUUACUGAUGAUGAGACGGGGUCCGAUUAAUGUAUAUAUGUGUGCGUGCUUGCUUGUAAAUAUUUAACCUUGAGCGUGACUCGGGUCUGGGAUUUAUACAUGGGGUUAUUGGGUCUAGAUUAUGUUUCGAACAGUAGAACUCAUGUUCAAUGAGCUAUCAUUCAAUGAAAGGGCAGUUGCGACUUUUA
Molecule: messenger RNA, 1759 nt
Organism: Amorphotheca resinae ATCC 22711
Lineage: Eukaryota; Fungi; Ascomycota; Leotiomycetes; Helotiales; Amorphothecaceae
Exons: 1
Coding region: 189-1601 (470 amino acids)
Biological process (GO): vacuole fusion, non-autophagic
Cellular component (GO): fungal-type vacuole membrane
Molecular function (GO): phospholipid binding
Source: RefSeq, a predicted model, not a curated record